AUGGUUCCACCUGUCGCUCCUGUGCCGCCGGUCGCUGUAGGCAAUGAUCGAAAUAAGGCAUCGAUGGCAUCUUUUGAACCACCCUCGAGCACUGCUCCCAUGGAUCGCGCGCUCUCGUCUCUCUUCACACCUCUCAAGAUUGGUAACGGCCGCAUCACACUGUCUCACAGAGUCGUAAUGGCACCCAUGACCCGCAACCGUGGGGUUCCUCUGUACCUCAGCAGACCCAACCGUGCUUGGGGCCAUGAUGGGCUCGGCGUCACAUACUACUCGCAGCGAACGACACCUGGUGGUCUGAUCAUCACGGAAGGCAUCUACCCGACCGUCGAAGCUUCGGCAUCCCCUUGCGUGCCAGGUCUUUUCCUCCCAGAACAGGUGCCUGGCUGGAAGUCCGUCGUGGAUGCCGUGCAUCAGAGAGGCGGCUACAUCUACGCGCAACUAUGGCAUGCCGGUCGAUCGUGUCUGCCACAUUUUACCGGCCAUGCAGCAAUGUGCCCGAGCGCCACGCCGUUCGAGGGAGACCACAAGUCGCGGUACGCACCCCCGGGUGACGACAGCGGGUCUCCGGGAAACGGUCAAGGCAUCAAGAUGAGUGCCUUUCCACCAAAGGCCAUGACGCACGACGACAUCAACUGGACGAUACAAGCUUAUGUUGACUCGGCAAAACGGGCCAUCCUCGAUUGUGGCUUUGACGGCAUUGAGGUCCACGGCGGUAAUGGGUACCUGGUCGAGCAGUUUCUCAGCACCAACAUCAACAAGCGAACAGAUGAAUACGGAGCCACAGUAGAAGGGUACUGCCGCUUCCCGCUGAAGCUGAUGCAGGUUCUGGCAGAAGCAGUCGGAGGCGAUAGAGUGGCUAUUCGCUUGUCACCUUUCGGCCUCUUUUUGCAGUCUCACGGAGGACAAAGGAUGGAGAUAUGGUCACAUUUGUGCAGGAGCCUCAAAGAGACCAUCCCGACCAUGUCCUAUAUCCACUUCAUCGAGCCUCGAUUCGAGCAAAUCAUGGACACCACCUCCAAAGAGGCACAUUUGAAGGCCAUGGGAUUGGGACCAAAUGUCAGCCUUGUCCCUUUCCGCGAGAUCAUGAAAGACACGCCGUUCUUCGUGUCUGGCGGCUACAACGACACGAACGUCUGGAAUGUAAUCGACUCGGGUGCAGCCGAUGCGGUCAGCAUAGGGCGCUAUUUCACCUCCAAUCCCGAUCUCGUCCAUCGACUGAAGCACGGGAGAGAGCUGGCGAGGUAUGAGCGAGACCGGUUCUAUUGGGUCCCGUUUGACACACGAGCACGAGGGUAUACAGACUAUCCUGCUUCAACAGAAUAG
This is a messenger RNA of Exophiala oligosperma, 1323 nucleotides long. RefSeq lists its product as uncharacterized. The transcript has a single exon. The record is from RefSeq and is a predicted model, not a curated record. Gene Ontology annotation, molecular function: oxidoreductase activity; FMN binding. Bases 1 to 1323 code for a protein of 440 amino acids. Lineage: Eukaryota; Fungi; Ascomycota; Eurotiomycetes; Chaetothyriales; Herpotrichiellaceae.